Messenger RNA from Closterium sp. NIES-65, 1581 nucleotides. The record is from the annotation of a GenBank genome assembly. NCBI's taxonomy places the organism in Eukaryota, Viridiplantae, Streptophyta, Zygnematophyceae, Desmidiales, Closteriaceae.
AUGCGUUUCACCAUGCUCGCGCGCCUCUGCACGCUCGCCUUGCCGCUUCUCAGCGUCGGCCUCGGAGGCACUGAUGAUUGCGACCCGGCGAUUCCGGCGCGGAUGCCGGCCCUGCUGACAGCGCGCGCGCAACCCCUGGCGGGGCCGCGGUGCGUGAACCGGUUUCCGCAGAAGCCGCUGUGUAAGUUCGUCGACGACCUCGCCGCGUCGCCGCUCACCUUCCUCGACGCGCCGGCCGGCGAGACCAUCAAACUCGGCGCGUAUGACAAGUUCCAUCGCGACCUGCCCGACACCAAGGUGCAUGCGUGCGGCGCCUCCCGCAGCUCACACGUUCCCCUCCCCUUUCGAUUCUUCCCUCUCCCCAACCCAUCCCGCCCCCCCCCCACUCCGCCUGCCCAAUGCGAGCAGAAGUUCCAUCGCGACCUGCCCAACACCAAGGUGUAUGCGUACGGCGCCUCCCGCAGCUCGGCGCGCUACCCAGGCCCCGUGCUCGUCGCCACACGCGGCACCACCACCAAGGUGAGCGCGGCAUCACGAGCACCAGCGAGGGACAAGACACACAUGUUCAAGGUCGACCCCACACUUAGCGUGCCCGAACUCACCAACGGCGGUGUGCCCAUCAGUAAGUCAGAAAUAACCACGGUCUGGCCGUUCCUCAACGUUCGGCGAGCGAUGCAUCGGAUUCGCAUGGUGAAUGCAGCCAACGCGCGCACGUAUAACCUCACCUUCCAGUGCGCUGCGCGUGGUGACUCCAAUUUCAACCCCCCUCUUGCUGGACCCCUGCUGCCCUUCUACCUAAUUGGUUCUGACGGAGGCUAUCUCGCCCGUCCGCUGCGCCGCUCCUCCCUGCUUGUCUUCCCGGCCACGCGGCACGACCUGCUUCUUGACUUCAACGCUGCACCCGGAUGGUGCCGUGACAUCAUCAUUGUCAACAGCGCCAACAUUCCCUUCCCCAGGGGCCAGCCUCCUGACUGGUUCACGGGCGUGGUCAUGCGAUUCAUCAUCAACCAGGAGCCGCCUGUGAAGCCCCCUCCCUUGCCCGAGACGCUCUCGCACAUCCCCCCGGUGGACCUCUCCCAGGCAGUGAAGCAGCGUUUUCUCGCCGUAGUGUUUGUGAUUGACAAGGCGUUGCAUGAACCGACCGCCAUGCUUCUGGAUGGCAAGCACUACAUGGAUCCAGCCACUGAGAAGCCCAGAGUGGUGAGCAAGCAUAGACUACCCGAGGGAACUUCGGAGCUUUGGCACAUCGUCAACCCGAGCUUCGAGGCGCACCCCAUCCACCUGCACCUCAUACAGCACCGCCCCAUCUCCCGCCGUCCGAUCGACUCCGGCGGGCUAAUCAACGGCUCCUGUUCGCUCGAUCCCGCCUCCUCCAAGCCCAGCUGCUUCACUGGCCCGGCUCGGCCCGUGCCGCUGCAUGAGAGGGGGUGGAAGGACACCACCGUUGCAUGGCCGGAUAGCGUUCUCACCAUCUUUGUGCCGUUCAAGGGGCAGGUGAGAUGCGGUGCAGUGUGGUGGGGGGGGAGGUGGUUGGGUGGAAGGACACCAUUGUUGCAUUCCCAGUUAGUGUUCGCAGCAUGA